Molecule: messenger RNA, 1290 nt
Organism: Spirodela intermedia
Lineage: Eukaryota; Viridiplantae; Streptophyta; Magnoliopsida; Alismatales; Araceae
Source: the annotation of a GenBank genome assembly
AUGUUAUCCGAAUCUUCUCUCUCCAAUACCUCAUUUGUCUUUGACCUACUUGAUAUAACUAUUGUGUUGCCCUUUGACGUGACUCAGUCGUUGUAUAUUAAAUCACGCAAAUUUAAAAUUUAUAAAACUAGAAAAUACGAAUUUUCGGAUAUUUAGAAGUAUUACAAAAUAAAUAUAUCAAUUAUAAUUCAAUAAAAAUCCCAAAAAUAGUGGUAAUUUUCCAGGUCGAUCACAGGGAUGUAAUAUAAUAUCUGGUAAUUAUUCAGAAUUUUUCUCAAUGGGUACGAUUUUCUUACGAAUUUUAUACUAGGAAAUAAAAAGGAAAUAUAUUUAAAAUUCACAAAAAAAAAGGAGGAAAUAAGGGUGCGGACGUCAGGAUGACGUCAGCUCCCGGCGAACGCGAAUCAGGCGGAAACAGAGUUCCGCCCGGCGAUUCUUACGUAGGCGAUUACAGACGACUCAAUUAAUCAAAUUAAGAUCUGUAAAAGCCGGAAGAAUCGUAAUUGAACGAAGUAUAGUUUGGUAAAUAAAAAUCAACAAAGUAUCACUAAAUGAUGCGUAAAUUAAAUUGAAAGCAGGAAAACAGAGUUCCGGCGUCACGACGGCGAUGCGUCGGCGAUGCACCGGAAUCCUGAGCGUUCGGGAGGGUCGUCGUGCAGUGUCCACGGCCUCGAAGGCUCUCCUUGGACAAAGACGACGUGGGCAAUCUCUAGAUAAAGCAGGAAAACAGAGUUCCGGCGUCGCGACAGCGACGCGUCGGCGAUGCACCGGAAUCCUGAGCGUUUGGGAGGGUCAUCGUGCAGUGUCCACGGCCUCGAAGGCUCUCCUUGGACAAAGACGAUGUGGGCAAUCUCUAGAUAAAGCAGGAAAACAGAGUUCCGGCAUCGCGACGGCGACGCGUCGGCGAUGCACCGGAAUCCUGAGCAUUCGGGAGGGUCGUCGUGCAGUGUCCACGGCCUCGAAGGCUCUCCUUGGACAAAGACGACGUGGGCAAUCUCUAGAUCUUCUCGCGAAGUCUAGAGACCAAUGAAGUGGGUCGUCGAAUCGUCUCCGGCGGCUGUCACCCGGCGGAGCGGAAAAACGGCGACUUUGCGGCUCUCCGACGGCUGUCACCCGAUGGAGAGGGGCUGGAUGGAGGUGAGGCGCGUGUUAGGGAGCUUCAUCCUCAGGUCCGCACAGCAAGAGGAGGCUCUUCAUCGCAUCUGGUACGCUCUCAGGAAGUGGCGACUGGUCUCCCGGCGGAUCGUCCUCUUCCCGACGACGGCUUGUUCGCCGAUCAAUUGGAGAUGA